This is a messenger RNA of Brassica rapa (field mustard), 4190 nucleotides long. Its product is annotated as B3 domain-containing protein REM7-like. Gene Ontology annotation, molecular function: DNA binding. The record is from RefSeq and is a predicted model, not a curated record. NCBI's taxonomy places the organism in Eukaryota, Viridiplantae, Streptophyta, Magnoliopsida, Brassicales, Brassicaceae.
UUAACCUUAAGCUUGGACACAAUCCUAAACAAACUCUAUGUCUAGAUGAAUGUUCAUUUACUUAACACAAUUCAAACAUCAAAUGUCUUUGGUUGAAUAAUAUGAAAGCAAUCAUAACUAGCAAGUCCAAUGGCUAUCUUAGCACCUCUAACAACAAAUGUCUUUGGCAAAGUAUGCUAAAAGCUAAGAAGAGUUGUCUCGGGCAUUUCCUCGAACACCUUUCGGGGGGAAAUGCCUAAGGUUCAACUACUGAGUGGCCAACUCAGAAGAUGCAUUAUGCUCACUCAACUAGCAAGGAAAUAUGAAUGAUCUACACUAAAACAUCCUAGUUCUGAUCUAAUCACCCUCAAUCUCCCUAACCCAUGAAUUCAAAAGGUGAUUACUCACUAAUCUCCAUGAUUCUUCUUAAACCCAUGUUGGAUUUCAGAUUAAUCAUGUAGAGAAACACAGGAAAAAUAGAUAAGAACACAGAAUUCUCAAUAAUAAACUGAUCAAUUGAUUCAAAGAGAUGACUUUCCAAAGGUUUUUGGUGGUUUUUCUAAGAACAAAGAUGAUCUCCCUCUUGGUGGCUCCUAGAGUAUUAAAACAUAGGUUUAGAAAAUAAAAACGUGCAUAAUGAAAUGACCAAAAGGCCCUUGAGAAAUCACAAAUUCGAGUAGAAAUAAAACGCGCAGCGACCUCAGCCCGUCGCUCCGACAAGUCGCUCCAGGCUUCGGGAGCGACCUCGCUGUGUCGCUGCGAGAGGUCGCUCCGGGCUCGUUCUCGCGUCUCCGGGUGAUGAAACCGCGAGCGACCUCAGCCCGUCGCUCCGACAAGUCGCUCCAGGCUUCGGGAGCGACCUCGCUGUGUCGCUGCGAGAGGUCGCUCCGGGCUCGUUCUCGCGUCUCCGGGUGAUGAAACCGUGAGCGACUUCUCCCUGUCGCUCCCAUAACGUCGCUCCCAGCUGGAGCGAUCUCGCUGUGUCGCUCCGAGAGGUCGCUCCGGGCUCGUUCUCGCGUCUCCGAGUGAUGAAACCGCGAGCGACUUCUCCCUGUCGCUCUGGUUAGGUCGCUCCAGUAGGGUGAUCAGAGCGACUCGGUGGUGUCGCUCCGGACUGGUCGCUCCCAUGCCUUGCUCGCCCAAUGACCACUCUAAACACUCCUUUUUGAGCUCCAAAUGCCUCCAAGUGUCUCCAAGAACUCCAUGUGGUACUCCAAUACCUGAUAAGGACUCAUGUAUGCAAAAUGCAACCUAAACAUGGCUAAAUCCUAAUCUAUAUGAUCAAAAUGCACAUGGAUGAAUGGAUAAAACAAUAGAAAUAUGCAAGAUAUCACAACCACAACGGUAGCACCAUGUGAGUCCUUAGCAUGCUAACCUAGGGAAAUUGUAUUAGAAUAAUAGUAUUUAAGUUAAAUAACCUAAGGAUCAAUCCGUAAAUAAGGAUUUAGCAGAGUUGAUCCUUAGCAACGUGGCAUGAUUUGAUUCGUUUGGUCGGCUUUUGCGUUUGGUAUUGGAAAAAAAAUCAUUUUCGACGGAAGACGAAAAAAAAAGGAGAGCUCUCGAGGAUAGGCGAUUCGAUAUGUCGGAACACGAAGGUAAAUCGACGCCUUCUCAUGGGGAUUUUUGGAUUUAGAUUAGGUUCGAUGUUGUAUUUCUCUCAAUUUAGGGUUGGGUUCUCGAUUUUCAAUUGAUUUGGAGAUUUUUUCGUAUGAAAUUAGGGUUUCAAACGAUUUGGGUUUUCAAUUGAUUUGGGGAUCUUUUCGUCUGUAGUUAGGGUUUAUACACGAUUUUGAUUUGAAACGAUUUGGGGAGGUUCUCGUUUGUUUUACCGUCGAUUAUUUACAACCGAGAUUUGAAACGAUUUGGAGAGCUUCUCGUUUGUUCUUAAUCUUUGGUCAAAACCCAUAUUGGUUACAUUUGAUUUACGGUUUCAAAACCCAUUUUGGUUUCAUUCGAUUUGUAAUAGUUGCUUUCAUUGCUCUUAAUGCUAUGUGAUAAUCUGUUGUCUUAGUUCGUCUCGCUCGUUGCUCUAAUUCCUUGCAUUUCGUUGCUAUAAAACGAUUUGUGUAUAAAACGAUACUUGUUUCACUCGAUUUGGGGUUCUUCUCGUUUCUUCUUACGGUUUCAAAUCCCAUUUUGGUUCCAUCCCAUUUUCGGAAUCUUAACGGUUUCAAAACCUUUUAGGUUUAUAUGUGUUCGCUUUCAUUCGGUUGCUUCUGAUAUUGUUUACAUUCGUUUCUUGUUUGCAGAUGGCGAACCCGCAUGAACCUCAUUUCUUCAAGCCUCUGCUUCCUGGUUUCCACAGUGGCGUCGUAGACACACUCUCUCUAUUUCUCCUCUGUAUAUGUUCCUAUUUUGGAGUUUUGCUUAACUUUGCCUUUUCUGACUUGCAGACAAUACCACUUGGCUUCUUCUCAAAGCACAUAAAAGGAAAGAUGAACCAGAAAAUAUGGAAACUAAGAUCGGACACUUCAGAUAAAACUUGGGAAGUGAUACAAGAAGGCAGGAGACUCACCGGAGGUUGGAAAGAUUUUACCACAGCACAUGACCUUCGAAUCGGUGACAUUGUCAUCUUCAAACACGAAGGAGACAUGGUGUUUCAUGUCACUCCUUUUGGUCCUAGCUGUUGUGAGAUUCAGUAUACACAUCCUCACAUCAUCAAGGAAGAAGCCGACGCGGAUGAUGCUGCGGAUGAUGCUGAUGACAAUGAGCAUCACCACAAGAUUAGUAAGUUUCAAUCAAAGUUCACCGUAAUUGGGAGGAAAACUUGUGGGAUGUUUUUGACGUGGAAAAUUGUUUCUUAUAUUUCAGGAGGAACAUGGGCAAUGUCUUCUUUCUCAUUCGACUACUGUUUUUUAGCUGAGGUCACUGCUUCAAAUCUAAAAGAAGACAAACUUCAUCUUCCUGUGGGAGCUACGAGUUCUACUGCUUUGAACAAACAAUGCCAAGAGAUGAUACUAGUGAACAAAGAGGGAAAUUCAUGGACUGUGAGUUUACAAUUUAGCGAAUCAGGCGGCAUGUAUUACAUCGGAAGAGGCUGGAGAAAGUUCUGUCUUGAUAACAGAUGCGACAUAGGAGACUUAUUUGUGUUCAAUCUGAUUGAAGAUGGGAAAACUACUCCAUUGAUGUGUGUAUGUUCGGAAAGCAAAGAGUGUUCUGAACUACUGAGCAAACACUUGAGCAGAAAGAAGAAAGAGUGUUGAGUCUUCUCCAUUGACUUGCUUGAGACUUAUGUCUUUGUUGAUGUGAAAUAUUUCUCACGUCUUUGUUCACUCAAACUUAUGUCUUUGUAAUCUACUCAAACGAAUUCUCCAAAUUAUGUCUUUGUAUUGAUAUUGCUCUAAGCUUCUGUUAACAUCUUCUACUCUAGCCUUUAACUAAUUUGAAGUAGCCUUUGUGUUCAUAGUUCUAAAUCGUUGAUUUCAUUAAUAGUUGUAGUUCUAAACUUGUAGAGUUCUAAAUCGUUGAUUUUAUUGAUAGUUGUAGUUUUAAACUUGUUGAGUUCUAAAUCGUUGAUUUCAUUGAUAGCUAGUUGUAAUUCUAAACUCGUCGAGUUUUAAAUCGUUGAUUUCAUUGAUAGUUGUAGUUCUAAACUCGUAUCUUCUUUUUAUACUUGUCGAAAGUUUUAUACUUGUUCUAAACUAAGAGUUUUAUACUUGUUCUAAAAAUAAGUAUACAAACUAAUUUGCUAAUUAUUGUAUCUUUAUGUUUAAUUUUUUUUUCCUAAGGACUCGUAAUUGGAGUCCACCAUUGGACGGACUUUUAUGCUAAGAGUCCUUAACUAUUCAAAAAAAAAAGUAUAAUACUUUAAUAAUGGCUAAGGACUCCCCCAUGAGAUCCACCAAUGUGGAUGCUCUAAGUUCGUAAAGAAUGGCACCACAUUAAGUUAAUCGAAGGGUCCUGUUUGGACUACUAGAAAAAGGAAACACUAUUUUAGUUUACCAAUCGAAGGGAGUGAUUGGUAAGUGCUAUGAGUGCUUUCCACAUCUCAUUUUUUUUCUACAUCCACUUUACUUUACCAAUCAUGUUUUAAGAAAAAAUUUAAAGUUACAGCUAUAAAAACUAAAAUAGAAAACAAAAUAGCUUUGGAAAUCAAUUUUUCUAGAGCUUUAUAUUUAGUGCUCUAAAAAUAAUUAAUCUAUAGGUACAACAAGAAAAUCUACAGCUAUUAUUCUAAAACCAAAAAAUAAAAGCCACAACACUUACCAAUU